CUUUAACCCAUAUUACACAACCAAAACCAUCACGUAAAACCUCAUUUCUACUCGCUAUUGUUCCAAGAUGGCCUUGCCCGAAUCAUCUCCGCAAGUCUUAUCGAUACAAAGUCACGUAGUUUCAGGAUAUGUAGGUAACAAAAGUGCUGUCUUUCCACUAAAUGUCCUCGGCUUUGAAGUUCAUUCUAUUAAUUCAGUGGAGUUUUCCAACCACACUGGCUAUGGAAUGUGGAAAGGACAAGUACUGAAUGCAGAAGAAUUAGCUGAAUUGAUGUCUGGGUUGCAGAUCAAUGAUUUAGAUAAUUUCAGCCAUUUGCUGACAGGCUAUGUUGGUUCUGCUUCAUUCUUAGAGCAAGUUUAUGAAACUGUCAGACAGCUUAAGGAAAAAAAUCCUAAGCUUGUAUAUGUUUGUGAUCCUGUCAUGGGUGAUAACGGCGAAAUGUAUGUUCCCCAAGAACUUUUAGAAAUUUAUCGCGAUAAACUGAUUCCCUUAGCCGAUAUCAUCACACCAAAUCAAUUUGAGGUUGAGCUUUUAACUGGAAAGACUAUUACCAAUGAAAAUGAUGCUAUUGAGUGCAUGGAAAUUUUGCACAAAAUGGGAGUUAAAGUUGUGGUUAUUUCAAGCUCACUACUUGGUCCCAGCGGAUGUCUUACAGCAUUCGGAAGCUCCAAGCGAUCGGAUUCCAUGGAAGUGUGGAAGCUCGACAUACCCCGUAUACCUCACCUUUUCACUGGAACUGGAGAUUUAUUUAGUGCGUUGCUUCUGGCCUGGUUACAUAUAAGUAAUGGCGAUUUAUCCAUAGCCAUGGCCAAUAGCCUCGGCAGUUUGCAAGAAGUGUUACGUAGGACGUCAGCUUAUGCCGACGCGCAGGUGAAACUGGGAAAAACCUACGGUGCCAAAUUAUUGGAACUCCAGUUAAUUCAGAGUAAAAAAGACAUUGAGAAUCCACCUCAGACCUUUCAAGCUAUACGUUUGUCAUGAAAAAAUGAGGGCCACGCUCGCCCUGUUUUCUAGUGCACAUAUGGUGUGGUGACUCUGAAAAGACUAUAAAGGACCAAUAGCCAUAACCAAUCCUGUCUAAGUCACAACUAUCGUAGUCGGCAUGGAAAUCAUAUAGAAAACUGUCCUUAUUGGAUAUAACUCGAUAUAGAUAUUAUUUGACGUAGAGCUGUAUUUCGUAGUCCUGUUACUUUCCGUGUACGAUAGUGGUGAUGGUACAGUACGUUUCAAUUUUAACAUUCGUGCAGUUGCAUAAAUAUAGUAGUUAUUUCUUUUGAGAUCUUCAGACAAUUUGCAAGGGUAA
This is a messenger RNA of Daphnia carinata, 1304 nucleotides long. Its product is annotated as pyridoxal kinase-like. NCBI's taxonomy places the organism in Eukaryota, Metazoa, Arthropoda, Branchiopoda, Diplostraca, Daphniidae. Gene Ontology annotation, cellular component: cytosol. The record is from RefSeq and is a predicted model, not a curated record. The transcript is spliced from 7 exons. Gene Ontology annotation, molecular function: pyridoxal kinase activity. Gene Ontology annotation, biological process: pyridoxal 5'-phosphate salvage. The coding region runs from base 68 to 982 and encodes 304 amino acids.